GUGCACCUUCAACCCUCAUCUUCAACCAACUUAAGUAAAGAUGCAGUCGCUGAAGGCGAAGACGGUUCAGGCCCAGCGCCCCUUCACUGCGCAGCGCCCUCGCGCUGUUCGCGGUAGCGUCUCCGUUCGCGCCGUUGCCGCUCCGCCACGGCUAAUUACGAAGCGCUCCGAGGAGAUUUUCAAGGAGGCCCAGGAGCUUUUGCCAGGCGGUGUCAACUCGCCUGUGCGUGCAUUCCGUUCCGUGGGUGGCGGCCCCAUUGUCUUCGAUCGCGUUAAGGGCGCCUACUGCUAUGAUGUCGAUGGCAACAAGUACAUCGACUAUGUUGGCAGCUGGGGUCCGGCUAUCGUUGGCCAUGCUAAUGAUGAGGUCAACGAAGCCCUCAAGGCACAAAUCGAGAAGGGUACCAGCUUCGGCGCGCCCUGCGAGCUGGAGAACGUCCUGGCCAAGAUGGUAAUCGACCGCGUGCCGUCCGUGGAGAUGGUCCGCUUCGUGUCCUCUGGCACGGAGGCGUGCCUGUCGGUGCUGCGCCUAAUGCGCGCUUACACUGGCCGCGAGAAGAUCAUUAAAUUCACUGGCUGCUACCAUGGCCACGCCGACUCCUUCUUGGUGAAGGCUGGAUCCGGUGUCAUUACCUUGGGCCUGCCAGACAGCCCUGGUGUGCCCAAGAGCACCGCCGCCGCCACGCUGACAGCCACGUACAACGACCUGGCGUCGGUCCGGGAGCUGUUCGCGGCCAACAAGGGCGAGAUUGCUGGUUUGAUUUUGGAGCCGGUUGUGGGCAACAGCGGCUUCAUUGUGCCGACCAAGGAGUUCCUGCAGGGGUUGAGGGACAUUUGCACGGCGGAGGGAGCUGUGCUGUGCUUCGAUGAGGUCAUGACAGGCUUCCGCAUUGCUAAGGGCUGUGCCCAGGAGUACUUCGGUAUUACGCCCGACUUGACUACUAUGGGCAAGGUCAUCGGCGGUGGCCUGCCUGUCGGCGCGUACGGCGGCAAGAAGGAGAUAAUGAAGAUGGUGGCACCCGCGGGCCCCAUGUACCAGGCCGGUACCCUGUCGGGCAACCCGAUGGCCAUGACUGCGGGCAUCAAGACGCUUGAGAUUCUGGGCCGCCCGGGCGCCUACGAGUACCUGGAGAAGAUCACCGAGCGCCUCAUUGACGGCAUCAUGGCGGCUGCCAAGGAGCACGGCCACGAGAUCACCGGUGGAAACAUCAGUGGCAUGUUCGGCUUCUUCUUCUGCAAGGGGCCGGUGUCCUGCUUUGAGGACGCCCUUGCUGCUGAUACGGCCAAGUUCGCACGCUUCCACCGUGCCAUGCUUGAGGAGGGCGUAUACCUCGCGCCAUCACAGUUUGAGGCCGGCUUCACGAGCUUGGCGCAUACCGAUGCGGACGUGGAUGCCACAAUUGCUGCCGCUCGCCGCGCCUUCGCACGCAUCUAAAGCAGCAACAGCAGUAACACGAAGGCCUUUUCCUUUGGGGAAUGUGGGGAUGCAUGGGAGGAGCGGCCAGCUUGGUGCAGCUUUGCUUAGCUUCGUGCUUGGGAGUCGAGUGCUCUUGCGUAUAUGGAGUGAAGUCCGUUGCGCAGCGAAACUGGGUUGCCGUGCUGUUAAUUGGUACUGAUUGGUGCUUGUGCAUUGAACGCCGCGAGCAUGUGUGGUUGUUAUGCAGGCGCCAAAGCACGCAGGCGCUCUAUGGUAAUGCGUGGCCCGAGGACGUCGUCUGGCCACUACCUACCUAGACCGGACCGACCGUGCAUGACAGGGUUAACCAGCGUGUAGUCUUUGGGGAUGCGUUCUGGCUGUGAUGCGCGAUUGCCGAUUGGCUGCGGCCAGUUGUCGCGUUGGGUUAUGAAGGGUGCAAAGCGAGGGUGCAUGUGGCCCGUGCAAGUGCUGCUGGGUUCAGACACGCUACCGCUUGGGUUUAGGGAUUGUUCCUUAGGUAGGGGCUGCCGAAAGCGCUUCUUCGGGCUGGCCAUCGUUAGGACCGGGUCUUGGGACUACUGCGAUUGAGAGGAUUGGUACGUUGGCCUAUUUCCAACAACUAGGUUAGGCUAUUGUAACAAACGCCUUUUCGGCAGGCAGUAAUCGGGACGGGACGGGAGUGAAGCCAUCUUAACGCUGUGUCAUGCAUAAAAUUAGUUCGUGUGUGUUCGUGUUACAUGAUCGGC
Molecule: messenger RNA, 2163 nt
Organism: Volvox carteri f. nagariensis
Lineage: Eukaryota; Viridiplantae; Chlorophyta; Chlorophyceae; Chlamydomonadales; Volvocaceae
Exons: 6
Coding region: 41-1435 (464 amino acids)
Biological process (GO): tetrapyrrole biosynthetic process
Molecular function (GO): transaminase activity; glutamate-1-semialdehyde 2,1-aminomutase activity; pyridoxal phosphate binding
Source: RefSeq, a predicted model, not a curated record